CAUUCAGAGUCUUAAGGUCAUAUUGUCCUUUGUUUUUGUGCAAUCCCCUAAAAGAAACAAACUUCAAAGUGGCUUCUUUGUCAUUUUUCUUUUGAUCUAUUGUGGUUUUGUUAUCCAAAUUCAAGAAAACAAGGAAAAAAAAAAAAGUUCAACUUGUAUAUUUAUUAACUUUAUAUGUUUUAAAAUAUAUGUUUUUGGCUUUUAUGUUGUUUUGUAUUAGUUUAUAAUUAUUGAGCUGAGAAGUGGGGCAGAAUAGAAUUGGCAAUCAGGAUUUUCUGGGGUUAGAGGUGUUUCAGUGUGCUUAUUACAUGUGGAGAUUUGGGAAGGUUGUUUGGAUGAGAUGAGGGAUGUUAUCAAAGUUGAUGAACUACUUGAGGGCUUGUUUUUGGCCGAGGUCGAAUCGAUAUGUUCAUACGGGUUCAGAUGCUGGAGGUCGCCGAGAUGGGCUUUUAUGGUACAAAGAUUCAGGGCAGCAUUUUAAUGGUGAAUUCUCAAUGGCUGUAGUCCAGGCUAACAAUUUACUCGAGAAUCAGAGCCAGAUUGAGUCUGGCAAUUUGAGCUUGCAUGAGUCUGGUCCAUGUGGUACUUUUGUUGGUGUUUAUGAUGGACAUGGUGGGCCGGAGACUUCAAGAUUUAUCAAUGAUCACCUCUUUCAGCAUCUCAAGAGGUUUACUUCAGAGCAGCAGUCUAUGUCUGCAGAUGUAAUACGGAAGGCAUUUUAAGCAACAGAAGAGGGUUUUCUCUCUGUUGUCACCAGACAAUGGCCUAUGAAACCACAGAUUGCAGCAGUUGGAUCUUGCUGCCUUGUUGGUGUUGUUUGUGGUGGAUUCCUUUACAUUGCUAACCUU
Ziziphus jujuba (common jujube) is the source of this 848-nucleotide messenger RNA. Its product is annotated as probable protein phosphatase 2C 64. The transcript is spliced from 2 exons. Gene Ontology annotation, molecular function: cation binding. Bases 348 to 722 code for a protein of 124 amino acids. Lineage: Eukaryota; Viridiplantae; Streptophyta; Magnoliopsida; Rosales; Rhamnaceae. The record is from RefSeq and is a predicted model, not a curated record.